GGGUAAAAAAAUUUUAAUGACAAUAUGGCUACUGGCUACUCCUGAUAGUUUCCGUUCAGUUGCAGAUCGCUUCAAUUUCUCUAAAAGUACUGCACAUUCUGCUCUCAAACAGAUCAUUUUAAUUCUAUCUCAUAAUUUACUUCCAAAUUUUAUUUCUUGGCCAAAUGAUGAAGAAUCUGCAUUAAUUGAGAAUGCUUUUCUUAAUAAAGCUGGAGGGUUCCCUGGAAUUGUGGGUGCAAUUGACGGGUGUCAUAUUUCAAUAAGACAACCACCAGGAAAUGCGAACGAUUACUAUAAUCGAAAAGGAAGCCACUCCAUUAUCUUGCAAGGUACAUGUGAUCAUAAUGGAAAAUUUAUUGAUGUUUUAAUUGGACGACCUGGAAGAGCUCAUGACUCACCAGUUUUUAGAAGCUCUCCGUUGUAUGAAAAAAUAACAGAUGCUCAAAAUCCGUUAUUAAAUCCAUUCUGCUUACGCAUUAAUGACCAAUGUUUUGACUCCAUUUAAAGAUAAUGGUCAUUUAACGCCACAGCAAGUAAGAUAUAAUGUACGGCACGCAUCUUUGCGUAGUGUAAUAGAACGAGCGUUCGGAAUAUUAAAAGCUAAAUUCCGCCGGUUGAACUAUUUAGACGUUCAGUCUGUCCAGACUGCAAACCUUAUAGUAGUAGCAGCAUGUACA
This is a messenger RNA of Cotesia glomerata, 677 nucleotides long. RefSeq names its product putative nuclease HARBI1. Lineage: Eukaryota; Metazoa; Arthropoda; Insecta; Hymenoptera; Braconidae. The transcript is spliced from 3 exons. Bases 17 to 505 code for a protein of 162 amino acids. The record is from RefSeq and is a predicted model, not a curated record.